Messenger RNA from Tricharina praecox, 2129 nucleotides. RefSeq names its product pyridoxal phosphate-dependent transferase. The record is from RefSeq and is a predicted model, not a curated record. The coding region runs from base 257 to 1804 and encodes 515 amino acids. The transcript is spliced from 4 exons. Gene Ontology annotation, molecular function: pyridoxal phosphate binding; L-2-aminoadipate:2-oxoglutarate transaminase activity. Gene Ontology annotation, biological process: biosynthetic process. Lineage: Eukaryota; Fungi; Ascomycota; Pezizomycetes; Pezizales; Pyronemataceae.
UUAUCGUGAUCUGUUCUGUCCGUCCUGUGAUCUGCAUCUGACAACCGCCAGUAAUGAGAUGUAUCAAUCUCUUCCCGUGCUCCCGUGGAGAUCAUCUAUAGAUGACGUUUUUUCGAUGUGGAUUGAGUUCCGCCCAUUUUCCUCGGUCGGAUGUGACCCCGGAAUGACAUCAGCACUUGGCAGUGCCAUUCCCUAGCAUAAUCAACCCCACUCCUCCAGAGCAUGGAUGAUCUCACAUAGGAUAGCUGCCUAGCUCAUGCAAUUGCGUGGAUGCUCCAAACAACCUCGAUUUCCGCGCUGCCAUCCGUACUCCUCUCCCGGAAGGCUCUAUCGAAUGCAGCUCCCCACUACACCGACCGACGACAGUAGCCGUAUCCAAAUGUCGAAGCUUACGCUUGUCACCUCGCCCAGCAACUCUUCUGCGGCCGAACGCAAGCCGCGGCUCGACCUUCUACGCGGCCAUCCGUCGACGCGCCUGCUGCCCACCCACGCCAUCUACGAGGCCGCCGGCGUCGCCCUGAACUCGCCAUCGCUGCUGCCGCAGGACUCCUACGCCGAGAACCGCCACCCUCUGGCCUACGGCGCCGACAACGGCAACGCCAACGUGCGCGAGGAGAUCGGCCGGUGGUGCGCAGAGCGCUACCGGCUGCGUGAGGCAAUUCCACUAGAGCGGAUAUUCCUGACCAACGGGGCAUCAUACGGGCUGCAGACAGCGCUAUCGCUGUUCACGUCGCCGGUGACGGGGUACACCAAGUGCGCAUUCGUGCUCAGCCCGACCUACUUCCUCGCGGGGCGGACCUUCGAGGACGCCGGGUUCGCGUCGCGGAUCGUAGCCGUGCGGACGACGCGGACCUCGCUGGAUUUCGACGGGCUGCUGGCGCAGCUGCGGCGCGUGGAUGCUGAGCGGCCCGAUGUGUCGCUCGAGGAGGGGUUGCGUCCCCUGCUGCGCGGGGGUGCGCCACAGGCGGCGAAGAGGCUGUUCAAAUUCGUCCUGUAUUGUGUACCGACGUACUCCAACCCCACCGGUGAGACCAUGGAUCUCGACUCCCGCCGCCGGCUCGUGCAGAUCGCGCGCGAGUGGGAUAUGCUCAUCAUUUGCGACGAUGUUUACGACUUCCUGGGGAACGAUGAUCAGCCCGCUGUGCCCCCCAUGCGCCUGGUGAGUAUCGACGCCGAGACCCUGCCGCGGGAUAAGCCCGAAGGCGAGACGGGAAACACGAUCAGCAACUGCUCGUUCUCGAAACUGGUCGGCCCUGGCCUGCGCGCGGGAUGGAUCGAGAGCGCGACGGGAGUGCUGGCGAAACAGCUCGGCGACGGGGGUGCGAAUCAUAGCGGCGGCUGUCCCUCGCAAUUCACGAGCACGCUGUUGUACCCUUUGCUGCUCCCCCUCAGCGCGCGCAACCCUGUGCGGAAGAUCGACAGCAUAAUCAGCACAUUGACAUUAGCGUACACGCUCCGGUGCGGGGCUUUGGUCGCGGCUAUCCACGAGUUCCUUCCCGCCGGUACCGAGGUCUGGGGCGGUCGCGGCGGGUUCUUCGUUUGGGUCGGACUGCCGAAGGAGCUGGAUGCCUGGGAGAUUGUCAGGCUCGCGGCGGCUUAUGAGGGCCUAGUCGUCGCUAGUGGCGGCAUGAGUGAGUGUCCUGGUGAGGGGAACGCAUUGGGCUGGGCGGAUAGGUGGCUUAGAAUCGCGGUUAGUUAUUGUGAGGAGGAGGAGCUGGUCGAGGGCGUUAAGAGGCUGGCGAGGGCGGUGGAUAGGUGGAGGGAGGGCGAGAGGGCGGUGAAGAGUGAUGUCGAGGUUAAGUAAACUUAAAACUAUCGUCGUUGUAGAUGUAUCAUGUGGGAUAGAAUACAGAAUUCCGACAGGCGUACGAGCAAAAUACUGUUGUUGGCAGUACUCAAGAAGCGUAUAGGGAAAACAGGCAGUUACAUCUGUAUGUAGAUUAAAGAGAAUACACAAAGAAAGGAGCGACCUCAAUCGUCCGCCACGACUAAGCGGAGAACUCGCGACGUUUCAACACGUUUCUUGGAAUAUUCAUCCGAUCGAGUGAGAGAACAUGACGCACGUUGUGGUGCGGUUGCUGCGAUUGAUCCAGGAGCCACUAACUGAUGCGCCGUUGAGGAUGAAUGGC